AUGGCAGGCAAGCCCCUUCCCUCAGAGGGAAAGGCGACCGGCCUCGACGCCCCCGGCCGCGCCUGGAAACGCCUCACAGCGACGCCUCGCCCGGCCGCCGCCUCUCUCCUCGCACCCGCCGUCCCCCCUCGCCUCCGAUGGGAGAGCCCCGCCGCGCCGCCUCGGCACGGCACCGGGCGCGUUCCAUUCGCGAGGGAGGGGGACACAGGACCCCGGCGUUGCGGCCGUUCCCGUUGCGGGGCGGCCCAUCGGCGCCAGCGCGGAGGGGUGCUCGACCCGCCGGGCUCCUUCAACGAGGCCGCGCCCGGGUGGCGGCGGCUCUGCGCUGCGCCCCGAGGAACGCCGGGGGCUCUCUGGCGCUGGCGAGGCGCAGCCGCCGUAAGGGUGGCUGCGGGACGCCCCCGAAGCAACGGCAGCGGGCUCGGUUUCCCCCCAGCCCGCCGCGCCGUGGCUCGGCCCCAUUUGAAGGUGUGGCGGGCCGGGGCCGGCACGCGCCGCGGGGCUAACGGCGGUUCUGUGAGGGGAGAGACGCCGGCCCGGGCCCGGCCGCCCCGUGGGAGCACCGCCAUGCCCAGUCCUCGGCCCCGGGCCCGGUCCGGCGACAAUCAGCCCCCGCGGGAGGACGGCGGGUCCCGCGGCGAGAAGCUGCCGGCCUCCGGACCGUCACCCGGUACGGAGAAGGCGGGGCGAGGGGGGUUCGGAGAGCGGGGAAGCGGUGACCUGCCGGGGGCCAUCGUGUCAGCCGCGCUCCGUGGGACCGGCCCGCGGGGCUUCGGCCGCCGCUGGGCGGGGGGGGACGUUGAGAGGGAGGAGGGUCCCUUUGCACCCAUCCCUCCCCAAGUUCUCUCCAUGAACAAGCUACAGGAAAUAACCGAUGACAUUUCCAAACUGACCAUUGUGCAUGAAAUUGUGCUCAACAGUGACUUCAAACUGCAAGCGGCCAGCUUCUCCCAGACAGGGGGCCUGGAAAACAGAGUGAAGGAGACCUUGCACAAAGCCUUCUGGGACAACCUGGAAGAACAGCUCUCUGCUAGUCCCCCAGACUACACUUGGGCAAUCCAGCUGCUGCAGGAGAUAAAAGAGGCCCUGCUAUCAUUGCUGCUGCCAUGGCACAACCAACUGCGAAGCCAGAUUGAAGAGGCCUUGGACAUGGAGCUGAUUAGACAGAAGGCUGAGCAUGGUGCUCUGGAUAUCCACGGUCUCACCACGUAUGUCCUUGGCACAAUGGCAAGGCUGUGCGCGCCCAUUCGAGAUGAGGAAGUACAAGGGUUGCAAAGCCUCACAGACCCAACUCAACUUCUCAGGGAGAUUUUCCGGGUGUUGGGCCUGAUGAAAAUGGAUAUGCUAAAUUUUACCAUCCAGACCCUCCGCACCCACUUGCAAGACCACACUGUCCAGUAUGAACGGAAGAAAUUCGAGCAACUCUUGGAUAAGCUGCCUAAUAGCCUGGAUCUCACGAGAGAGUGGCUGUGCAAAGCAGCAGCAGAAGUGUCUGCAUCCUCUUCGCAGCCGCCACCCCACCCCGCAGUCAGUGGCUCAGCUGCCACACACUUGCCAGGGGCAGCCAGCAGUAGCACAACUGUGCCAAGUCUUGGGUCCGUGCUAAAUCGAGGAUACAUGAAUCUGCUCUGCUGGGAGCCUGGGCAAAAGGAAUACCCUGAGACACUGUUGAUGGAUCAGGCCCGACUGCAGGAAGUACAAGCGCAGGUGAAUCAGCUUACCAUCAUAGCUGCAGUCCUGCUAGUGACCAGUGGCAUGUGUGGAAGCACCUUAUGUGGCUCACCUGGGAUUGUAGCUAGGCUGAAACGGGUAACAAAGGUCCUCUUGGAAGGGCUGUCUUGUACCAGGUGUGAAGAAGCUUUAGAAGAUGUUGGUGACCAAGUGCUCCAGGAAGUCAGCAGGACUCUCUCACAGCUGGGUUACCCUGCUUUCACCACUGACAAGUGUGCUUCCCUGAAAGGCCAGAUAAAAAGCAUUGCAGACAAGGGCAAUGCAGUCCGGCACAUCAUCAAGCAGCGGAUUCAUUCCUUCCUCAGCCUUUUCAUUUCCCCUGAUGGACUGAAUUCUCAAAAAGAUUUCCCAAAGGGCCUUGAUACCAUUCAGGAAGAGCUGUUGGAAGUUGGGCACAGGUUUGGAAGCGUGAUCCAGCACAACAGGCAGCUGUUUGCACCUUACUACUCAGGAAUUCUCAAGAAGGUGCUUCUUCCAGACGCAGAACCAGACUUGGACACAGGGAUGGAUUCUUUCUGA
Haliaeetus leucocephalus (bald eagle) is the source of this 2250-nucleotide messenger RNA. RefSeq names its product t-complex 11, testis-specific (gene TCP11). The transcript has 10 exons. The coding region runs from base 1 to 2250 and encodes 749 amino acids. Gene Ontology annotation, biological process: regulation of sperm capacitation. Lineage: Eukaryota; Metazoa; Chordata; Aves; Accipitriformes; Accipitridae. The record is from RefSeq and is a predicted model, not a curated record. Gene Ontology annotation, cellular component: sperm flagellum; acrosomal vesicle.